GACUCAAACAAACGUGUUAUCAUGCGCUUUCUUUCUGAUUACAGUGAGAUAGUAUCAAAUCAAAUUAAGUUAUGAACUAAACGAUCACUCAUUCACUCACUCACUCUGUGUUUGAAAUCGAUCAUCAACACUCGUGAAUCACGCUCACUCUGCAGCAGAAAUGCUCAAGUUUCGAACCAUCUUCUCCAAAUCCAAAUCCAACUUCAACACCAUUCUUCUUCGCACUCUCACUUCAUCAUCUCAAUCCACUCACAUUCACAACAACCUCCACUCUCCACUUCGCGAUGCUUCCAAACCACCACGUGCACCCGCACGUGCCAAUAACCGUCGCGGUUUCUGCACCGCACCGGAGACGGAGAGGGAUUCCAUCGAGUACGACGUCGUUAUAGUCGGAGCAGGCCCCGCCGGUUUAUCGGCCGCGAUACGCCUGAAGCAAAUGUGCAUCGAAAAAGGCGCCGAUCUCUCCGUCUGCGUCCUCGAGAAAGGUGCUGAAGUAGGUGCUCAUGUGAUUUCCGGAAACGUGUUUGAACCUCGUGCAUUGGAUGAGCUUCUUCCACAGUGGAAGCAGCAAGAGGCUCCGAUCACCACUCCAGUUUCUUCUGACAAGUUUUGGUUCCUGACUAAGAAUCGUGCAAUUUCACUUCCAUCUCCUUUUGAUAACAAAGGAAACUAUGUAAUAAGUCUAAGUCAGUUAGUACGUUGGAUGGGAUCAAAAGCUGAAGAGUUAGGAGUGGAAAUAUACCCAGGAUUUGCUGCUAGUGAGAUAUUGUAUGAUGCGAACAACAAAGUUAUCGGUAUUGGAACUAAUGACAUGGGAAUUUCAAAAGAUGGUUCAAAGAAGGAGACUUUUCAACGUGGUGUUGAGGUCAAAGGUCGCAUAACACUUUUUGCUGAGGGAUGUCGAGGAUCAUUAUCAGAGAAAAUAAUGAAAAAGUACAACCUGAGAGAGAAGGGAGGUGCAGAACAUCAAACAUAUGCUUUGGGAAUUAAAGAGGUUUGGGAAAUUGAUGAGGAAAAGCAUCAACCUGGCACAGUGCUCCACACACUGGGAUGGCCCUUGGAUCAUAAAACAUAUGGAGGAUCUUUUCUGUAUCACAUGAAAGAUAAGCAAAUAUCUAUAGGCCUUGUGGUGGCUUUGAACUAUCAGAACCCUUUCUUAAAUCCUUAUGAAGAAUUUCAGAAACUUAAGCAUCACCCUGCAAUCAAACCAAUUCUGGAAGGUGGAACAGUUAUCCAGUAUGGAGCUCGCACAUUAAAUGAAGGAGGUAUUCAGUCUAUCCCAUAUCCAGUUUUUCCUGGAGGAGCAAUUAUCGGAUGUUCAGCUGGCUUCUUGAAUGUGCCUAAGAUAAAGGGAACUCACACAGCGAUGAAAUCAGGAAUGCUGGCAGCUGAAGUUACAUUUGGCGUGCUUAACGAAGGACUGGAUAUGGAUACAUAUUGGGAUACUUUGAGGAAUUCGUGGAUUUGGGAAGAACUAUUUAAAUCUCGGAACUAUCGACCAGCCUUUGAGUAUGGACUAAUUCCAGGAUUAGCCUUAAGUGGUCUGGAACAUUACUUACUCAAGGGGAGGCACCCUAUUACUUUGAAGCAUGGUAAACCCGAUCAUGAAGCUACAAAUGCUGCACAGUUGCAUUCUCCCAUUCACUACCCCAAGGCUGAUGGUGUCUUGUCCUUUGAUGUACCUACCUCUCUGCACAGAAGCAACACAAAUCAUGAGCAUGAUCAACCUCCUCAUCUUCGUUUGAGGGACCCAAAGAUUCCUGAACAUGUAAAUUUACCAGUGUAUGCUGCUCCUGAGUCACGAUAUUGUCCUGCAAGAGUAUAUGAGUAUGUUGUAGAUGAGCAGAAUCAGAAGAAAUUGCAUAUUAAUGCACAAAACUGCUUGCAUUGCAAGGCUUGUGAUAUCAAAGAUCCAAAGCAAAAUAUUGAGUGGACAGUGCCUGAAGGGGGUGGAGGCCCGGGUUACUCAGUCAUGUAGAACCACAACGUAGUGGUACUAUCAGCAAACUGCGACCUCUUCUAUGUUGAUAUGUUUCUCCAGAUUAAAAAAACUAUAUGAAACUUUUCAUAGUUAAAUUGUAUAAAAAAAAUUAAGAGCCAGUUGAAAUCAAAAUUGUAUACAAUUUUAGACAAUUUUAGUGUCCACAAUUAUAAAUUAGUUUUUCACCUCAA
Messenger RNA from Lotus japonicus, 2172 nucleotides. Its product is annotated as electron transfer flavoprotein-ubiquinone oxidoreductase, mitochondrial. Gene Ontology annotation, cellular component: mitochondrial inner membrane. Gene Ontology annotation, molecular function: iron-sulfur cluster binding; electron-transferring-flavoprotein dehydrogenase activity. The record is from RefSeq and is a predicted model, not a curated record. The transcript is spliced from 18 exons. Lineage: Eukaryota; Viridiplantae; Streptophyta; Magnoliopsida; Fabales; Fabaceae. The coding region runs from base 161 to 1978 and encodes 605 amino acids. Gene Ontology annotation, biological process: electron transport chain.